ACGUGUGUAGCCUUGAUCAACUUGCUAAUUAUACAGUAACUCAAGCAUGCCUUCUUCGUUCGUCUCUUCCGCCAAGUCCGCCUCCUCCUCCUCCUCCUCCUCCUCCGUUGUCACCAUGCUCUCUAAACUCACCGUCGUCCCUAACAAGAAAUCAACUUUUUCAGACCUAAAGCUCUCAGUCUCCGACCUCCCCAUGCUCUCUUGCCACUACAUUCAAAAAGGCCUCUUUUUCCCGCCACCUCCCAUCCCCAUCCUCCCCCUCUUCUCUCUCCUCGCCACCUCCCUUUCCCGCGCCCUCUCCUGCUUCCCACCACUCGCCGGCCGCCUCUUCACUGACGCCGAAGGCCGCGUCUUCAUGUCCUCUACCGACGCCGGCUCCGAGUUCUCCCUUGCGAGCGCACCUUCCCUGAACCUUCCCCUCCUCCUCCCACCUUCUUCCGACGUCCCCAUCCAAGUCAAAUCCUUCUUCCCUCUCGACUGUACCGUCAGCCACGACGGCCAUUUCCUUCCUCUCUCCUCCUUCCAACUCACCGAACUCGGCGACGGAGCCGUCUUCCUCGCCUGCACUAUCAACCACGCCGUCGUCGACGGCACUUCCUUCUGGAAUUUCUUCAACGCUUGGGCCGAACUCUGCCGUUCACCUACUCUAACCACCAUCUCCCGUCCUCCGAACUUUAUCCGAAACUUCUUCCCCGACUCCUCCGCCAUUCUACGUUUUCCCGGCGGCAAGGGUCCCGCCGUCACCUUCCCGGUUGACUCUCCAAUAAGAGAGAGAAUAUUCCAUUUCCGCCGUGAAUCAAUUCAGGAAUUGAAAGCGAAAGCAAAUAACUACCACUCUUCCCAAAACGCUGAGGCGUACGGCAAAUCUAUCCACGACAGAAAACAUUUCAAAGAAGUAGAAGAGAUUUCCUCAUUUCAAUCUCUGUGCGCGCAGCUGUGGCGGUCGGUGACUCGCGCGAGGAAACACCUCCAGCCGUCAACGCCGACGACGUUCCGCAUGGCGGUGAACUGUCGUCGGAGAGUACUACCGGCGGUGGACGAUUGUUACUUCGGGAACGCGAUACAGAGCAUCCCGACAACGGCGGCGGUCGGAGAAGUGGCGGCUGGAGAGCUUAGUUGGAUUGCUGGGAUGCUUCGCCGGAAUGUGGCUGCGCACGGGGAUGAGAAGAUAAGAAAGGUAGUGGCGGAGUGGGAGACGGCGCCGAGAUGUUUUCCUUUGGGGAAUCCCGGCGGAGCAGGGCUGACGAUGGGAAGCUCGCCGAGAUUUCCAAUGUACGAAAGGAAUGAUUUCGGGUGGGGUGAGCCAGUGGCGGUGAGGAGCGGGAAGGCGAAUAAGUUCGACGGGAAGAUAUCGGCGUUUCCUGGGAGGGAAGGGGGAGGGAGCGUUGACCUGGAAGUUUGCCUUGCGCCAGAAACCAUGGCGGCGUUGCUCCAAGACAUUGAGUUCAUGCAUUACGUAGAGGUGGAAGAGGUGGAUGCCGUUGCGGCAAUAUGACAAACGGCUUAUGGGCCCAAUUCUCAGGUCAUCGUAAAUCCUCUUUGGAUCGCAUGCUUUAUGUAACUUUAUUGAUGCUAUU
Molecule: messenger RNA, 1577 nt
Organism: Dendrobium catenatum
Lineage: Eukaryota; Viridiplantae; Streptophyta; Magnoliopsida; Asparagales; Orchidaceae
Exons: 1
Coding region: 47-1495 (482 amino acids)
Source: RefSeq, a predicted model, not a curated record